Molecule: messenger RNA, 1477 nt
Organism: Cryptomeria japonica (Japanese cedar)
Lineage: Eukaryota; Viridiplantae; Streptophyta; Pinopsida; Cupressales; Cupressaceae
Product: probable pectinesterase 8
Exons: 5
Coding region: 61-1254 (397 amino acids)
Biological process (GO): cell wall modification
Molecular function (GO): pectinesterase activity
Source: RefSeq, a predicted model, not a curated record
CCAAAACAAAUAUGAUGUUACAUAUAUAUUCUUGAGCUGAACAAUCGUGGACAAAGAAAUAUGAUGUUGAAAACAAGGUUUCUGUUCGCUCUGGUUUCUGCCAUAGCCAUAGCUUUUAUGGCUAAACAGAUGAUAUUGCAUUCAUAUUUGGCUGAAAUAAGUUUUGUUCAAUCUUACAGUAGUUAUCUAUUGAGAAAACACCAACAUGAUCAUAAACACAAUGAAAAGGCAGUAAAUUGUAAUGAGAUAAUUCCAUCUAUCAAUUGGGAUGAAUUGGAUUCCUCUAAUGUUUUGAUUGUGGAUCAAAAUGGGUGUGGGAACUAUUCUGUUGUGCAGUCAGCUGUGAAUGCAGUUGCAGACUAUAAUCCCAACCGCACUAUUAUUCUCAUUACUGCUGGUGUUUACACAGAGAAAGUAUACAUUCCACGAAGCAAGCCCAACAUUACAUUUCAAGGCCAGGGCUUCCUUUCCACUGCCAUAGUUUGGAAUGAUACAGCUAAUUCCUCAGGUGGUACAUUCUACAGUGGUUCUGUCUCAGUCUUCUCAGACAAUUUUGUUGCCAAGGAUAUAAGCUUCAAGAACUCAGCUCCAGCUCCCAACCCUGGUGAAGUAGGAGCUCAAGCAGUGGCUUUGAGAAUUGCAGGUGAUAAAGCAGCAUUUUAUGAAUGUGGCUUCUUUGGUGCUCAGGACACUCUUCUUGAUGAUAGAGGCAGACAUUAUUUCAGAUUAUGCUUUAUUCAGGGCUCCAUAGAUUUUAUAUUUGGCAAUGCCAGAUCUCUCUACCAUGGAUGUGUGUUGAAUUCUAUUGCAAAUCCAGUGACAAGCGGCUCUAAAACAAUAACAGGAGCCAUCACUGCACAAGGUCGAGGAUCUGCCUUAGAAAACACUGGAUUUUCUUUUGUGGCAUGCAUUGUCAGAGGCACUGGAAACAUUUGGUUAGGCCGUGCAUGGAGACCAUAUUCCCGAGUAAUAUUUGCAUAUUCUUAUUUUUCUGAUAUCAUUUCCCCGGAUGGGUGGAACGACUGGAAUGAUCACUCCAGAGAUAAAACUGUAUUCUAUGGGCAAUAUAGAUGUGCAGGAGCUGGAGCCAAUCAAACCAUGAGAGUAGCCUACUCAAGAGAGUUUAACGAUACAGAAGCUGCUCCCUUUAUUGACAUAUCUUACAUUGAUGGAGAUGAAUGGCUUUUUCGUUCAGUUCCUGCCUAUUUACACUUGCAGAAAAGUAGCCCAUCAAAGGAAUGUGCCUUAACAUGACAGGGACCUUGCUUAUGAUUAAUUCAUCUAUAUUGAAGUCCCCUUUCUGUGGGCCACUGAGGAAGAACCCAGCUAUACUCCAUAUUUAGUGAAUAUGUUGAUCUGGGUAAUUAAUUGCAGAAUAAGGAAUAUAGUGAUCUGGAUUUCUGCUUCACCAACAGUUUUGGCCCUUGGGCCUUAUAAUUCUUAUUUCUUUUUAAAUAAGAAUGCUUUUUUUCUGAUU